AAGAAGGUGGAGAUGCUGGAAAACUGAACUCCUUUCUGUAUCCUAAUAUUCUUGCCUCAAAACCUCGGAUUCUGCUCUCAAAAGAACCAAAAUUCAGUGAUUUAACAUACAAAUGCAUAAAUGGCAGGUGAACCAGUAAACGUGAAUGAAUUUGAAGAGCUAGCUAGGCAAGUUCUUCCAAAGAUAUCCUAUGACUUUUUCUCUGGAGGAGCUGAGGACCAGCACACACUCAAAGAAAAUAUUGAAGCAUUUCGUAGAAUCACUAUCCGGCCAAGAAUACUAGUUGAUGUGAGCAAAAUUAACAUGUCAACUAUUAUACUCGGUCACAAGACAUCAGCUCCAAUUAUAGUUGCCCCAACUUCGUCGCAUCAAUUGGCACAUCCUGAAGGAGAAGUUGCAACAGCUAGAGGUGCUGCAGCAUGUAAUGUUAUCAUGGGAGUGGCAUUUACGUCAACAUGCACAAUGGAGGAGGUUGCUUCAAGCUGCAAGGCUGUUCGCUUCAUUCAGACUUUUGCUUUCAAGAGAGAGAUAACAGCAAAUAUGGUACAGAGAGCUGAACGCAAUGGGUUCAGGGCUAUAAUCCUCACUGCUGAUACUCCCAGGCUAGGUAGAAAGGAGGCAGAUAUAAAGAAUAAGAUGAUUGCGCCUCCUUUCAAGAACUUUGAAGGUCUUAUAUCAACUGUAGCUGUUUCUGACAAAGGCUCAAAUGUUGAAGCUUACGCUGCAGAAACUCUUGAUCCUUCGUUUUGCUGGAAGGAUAUAGCAUGGUUAAAAUCAAUUACCAAGUUGCCAAUUCUGAUUAAGGGUGUUCUCACUGGUGAAGAUGCAACCAAAGCAAUUGAAGCAGGAGUUGCAGGAAUAAUCGUCUCUAACCAUGGAGCUCGGCAGCUGGAUUACACUCCAGCUACUAUUUCUGUUCUUGAAGAGGUGGUCCAUGCUGUUCAAGGUAAAGUUCCAGUUCUUUUUGAUGGAGGAAUUAGGCGAGGAACUGACAUAUUCAAGGCGUUAGCACUAGGCGCAAAAGCUGUUCUGAUUGGUCGACCAGUCAUCUACGCCCUAGCUGCUAAGGGGGAGACCGGGGUAAAACAAGUUAUAGAAAUGCUCAAGAAUGAAUUGGAGCAGACCAUGGCUCUUGCUGGCUGCCGCACUGUGGAUGACAUUACCAGAAGCCAUGUUAAUACAGAGACCGAAAGGAUCCUAUGUAGGAUGUAGUUUAAUCCUAUGUUCCUCUAAAUAAACGGCUUAUUAGCGCUAAACUCUAUAAUCAUGUCACGUCUUGCUUUCUAAUAAUCCUCUGUGUAGUAGCAUUUCUGCUCCUCUCCAAUAACUAAAUCCUUGUAUAGGAUUGUGAUAAUUUCCUUAUGGUAACUGCAGUGGCCUAGCCACAUACAAUAAAGGUUCAUCCGUUGAACACCUUUCAUCCAAAA
Solanum pennellii is the source of this 1427-nucleotide messenger RNA. RefSeq names its product peroxisomal (S)-2-hydroxy-acid oxidase GLO4-like. The record is from RefSeq and is a predicted model, not a curated record. Lineage: Eukaryota; Viridiplantae; Streptophyta; Magnoliopsida; Solanales; Solanaceae. The transcript is spliced from 11 exons. The coding region runs from base 121 to 1212 and encodes 363 amino acids. Gene Ontology annotation, molecular function: FMN binding; oxidoreductase activity.